Rodentolepis nana is the source of this 192-nucleotide messenger RNA. The record is from the annotation of a GenBank genome assembly. Lineage: Eukaryota; Metazoa; Platyhelminthes; Cestoda; Cyclophyllidea; Hymenolepididae.
AUGGAUUCCACUUGGGGAACUCAAGGUGAUUUCACGACGUCUCAUCCACUUCCUCAAGUCAAAGUGAAACUCUAUGCUGAAGCAUCUGGAUUAUUGAGCUUGGAGGCUGGCAAAGAACUUGGACGGGUAUGUCACUGUUCAAGAAUAACCUUAUUUCACUUUGGAAACAUUUCAUUUUGGAAACAUGACUGA